AUGCCCAUUAAUACGUUACUCACCAGCCACCACACGAUUUUGCUACUGCAACCAAAACCGGAAGACACGCAACAGAGCAGUCGGUCGACCGCCACCGCCGCUGCAGAAACGAUCAGACAUCCGCAGUACAAAAAAAAACUUGGAAUAUUCUCUGCCGUUGUAGAACAUCAACAAACAAACGGCGGCGUGGUGACCAACGGCGGUACAGUGACCGCGACCACGUUAACGGGUCUGAACGGCAGCACGGCGAUGAUAGCCAGGGAGUGCGCCAACUGCGGCAAACGCAUAACCGAACGGUUCCUGCUCAAGGCUUUGGACCUGUUCUGGCACGAGGACUGUCUGAAAUGCGGCUGCUGCGAUUGUCGGCUGGGCGAAGUCGGAUCCACGUUGUACACCAAAGCCAACCUGAUACUUUGCAAAAGAGACUACCUCAGGUUAUUCGGAGCGACCGGCAAUUGCGCGGCGUGCAACAAGGUAAUACCGGCGUUCGAGAUGGUGAUGAGGGCCAAAAACAACGUCUACCACUUAGAGUGUUUCGCGUGUCAACAGUGUAAUCAUAGGUUUUGCGUGGGCGAUCGUUUCUACCUGUGCGAGAACAAGAUCCUGUGCGAAUACGACUACGAGGAACGGCUGGUGUUCGCCAACAUGGCCACGUACAACUCGUCCAGUCUGGCGCACAUAAGAAGGCAAGUCAGUAGAUUGCAGGUAGGACAUUCGAUGGGGCAGCCCUAUACUCGCACCACACCGUAACACAAUACACACACACACACACACACACACAC
Messenger RNA from Myzus persicae (green peach aphid), 782 nucleotides. RefSeq names its product LIM domain transcription factor LMO4.2-like. The coding region runs from base 1 to 750 and encodes 249 amino acids. Lineage: Eukaryota; Metazoa; Arthropoda; Insecta; Hemiptera; Aphididae. Gene Ontology annotation, cellular component: nucleus. The transcript is spliced from 6 exons. Gene Ontology annotation, biological process: positive regulation of transcription by RNA polymerase II. Gene Ontology annotation, molecular function: transcription coactivator activity; DNA-binding transcription factor binding. The record is from RefSeq and is a predicted model, not a curated record.